Molecule: messenger RNA, 2751 nt
Organism: Aspergillus wentii DTO 134E9
Lineage: Eukaryota; Fungi; Ascomycota; Eurotiomycetes; Eurotiales; Aspergillaceae
Product: DENN (AEX-3) domain protein
Exons: 3
Coding region: 1-2751 (916 amino acids)
Biological process (GO): regulation of Rab protein signal transduction
Cellular component (GO): cytoplasmic vesicle
Source: RefSeq, a predicted model, not a curated record
AUGGGUCCAUCUCUGAGAGAUCACUCGUCCUUCGUUCGUCCGUCGACUCGCGACCGUCCGGCGACGCGCGAUCAAGGGGAAAAUUCGCUGGUCGUUCCUAGUCGCACCUCCUCGCUUCACUCUCGUAUCACCCAACCCAUCCCCUCGCAAUCCAACGCCAAACCCGCCCAGCGGACACCCAAAACUCUCACCCAUGCCUACAUGGUCUGCGGUGUCGGCCGCGAGCCCUCGCAAUGGGUCAAGGCUCCCACCCCCACCCAGGGAAAGAUUGGUCACAUGAAGGGUGCUGUCGGUCAAUUUUGGCUGCCCGAGAUUCUGGGAAGCAGCCCCAGGUUGGAACAGGAUAAUGAGAUUGCGAGAUCGCUCCAUGCCGCCAUGAGGGCGUGUUUCCCCCACGACGUCGAGAUUUGCACCGGAAAGAGUCAGCCUCACUGCGUUCACCAUGCCUUCGUCUUGCAGCAGGAUUCCUCCCACACUCUCUACGGUAUCGCCUUGCGUGUCUGGUCUCGUGCCGACGAGAAGCGCGCUGAGACGAUCCGCGAAUUGCGCAAGAAAACCGAGCCCGACUUCUACGACAACCCCGACGAGACCUACUGGAUCCCCUACUGCCUGAGCUUCCUCUCGAGAUACCCUCUCUACGAUUUGCUAGGCGACUACCUUCGUGGUAUGUGGAUCCACUGGAACAAGGCCACCAACCUCUUCCACGCUGAGGAAGUCUCGCGGAUUCUCAGCUUCCCUGCCCCGCGACUCAACGAUCUCGUCAGAAUCGAUAUGAAGGACUAUGCUUUGUGCUAUCAAUUCCCCUCGUCGCCCACCGGAUUCCAGAACUUUUCCAUGUGGCCUUUGUUCACCUGCUUGUCAAUUCCCAACAUCGUCGGUGUGAUUGAGGCGGCUGUCUCGCCCACGCGUCGUAUUAUCUUCGUCAGCCACUACCCUUCCAUGUUGACUAUUGCCGCUGAAACGAUCCGUUACUGCGUUCGUAUCUACGAGUGGAGCGGUUUGUACGUCCCCAUGGUGCACGCCCGUCACAUCAAGGACCUCGUCCAAGAACCCGGUCCUUACAUUCUGGGUGUGACCGCUGAGUGCCGAACCCUGUUCAAUGCACCUUCCGAUGCUCUUGUGGUCGACCUCGACCGUAACUUCGUUCUCACCUCCAGCCCACCCAACAUCCUGUCCGCUGGUCAGCGUACUAAGUUCAUCAACCGGUUGACGCAGGCGUUGAAUGGUGAUGUGUCGCCAUCCGGUGUUCCCAACCAUCUUCGUUCUGCUUACGCUGGUGGAAAGCUUAUUCCCGCUGGUCAGAUUAUUGUGAUGCGAGGGGAGGUUGAGAGCGUCCAGGAUCCUUCGUGGUGGAACCAGGAUUCCGUAAUGAAUGUGAUGGAUCACGUCUGCGAGAAGCUAGGACGCAACACUGGCAUGAAAGCCAUCUUUGGUGGUUCAGUCAAGAAGCCCCUCAUGACCAAGGUUUCUAUGCGCCAUCUCAACGAGAUUGUGCGUGAGCGCAAUCAGUACUCUCGUGACGCUAUGGAAGCCUGGCAAGACUUUAUCAACCUCAAGGGCCGUAUGGAUACCGAACUCAGCAAGGUCACCAAGCGCAACAACUUCUUGGUUGAGGAGCUUGAGACCUGGAAGCAGCAGUUCCUCAAAUUCCAGGCCUUCGCUGAGCAGCUUACCAAGGAGACCUCUGAGCUCAAGGUCAAGAUCGAGACCCACAAGCGUGAGAACCGCCGUCUCACUGGACUCAUUGAUCAACAGAAGGAUGAUGUGGCCCGUCUCACUCUCCGCCUGUCUGGCACUGAGAAGCAGCGUGAUGAUGCUCUGGAGGCGCUUGUUCUUCAGCAGGAGAUCGCCGAAGAGCUCGAGCGCGAGCGGAAGCGCAACCAGAAGGACCUUUCUUCAUUGCAGCACAGCAAUGCUUCCCUCUCCCGGCAGCGUGAUGAAGCCCAGCGGGUGGUCCUGCAUCUCCGCGGCUUGAUCAACGGCCAAACCCAUCACAUGGAACACAUUGUUCGUUCUAUCGGCAGCACCGCCGAGCUCUCUGAGUUGGCUGAGCAGGAGGCUGCUGACGAACCCAAGAAGAAUGAGCGCGUGUUUAUCAAGUCGGAUGUUUCGUUCAAGAGAGCAUCUAUGAGCACCUUGACCGAUGCUAACAAGGCUGGCAUGAGGGACAUGACCCCUGAGUUGGAGCAGCAUCUCACAAGUAUGGGCAGAGGACACAACCGCCUCGCAAGGCUGAGCAUCACUGAUGUCGCCGAUCGCUACCUGCGUGACAAGACCGAUGCAAUUUCCGACAUCAUCCGUAGCAUCAGCGACCAGUGUGCCGCUGCUGUCGAGGGCUUGCACCUUGCCCAGGAUGCUGAAGAUGACGAUGACACUCCCAAGACCUCGCCGGAUGGCACCCGCCUGGCACCCGAAUUCGACACCCAGAGCCAGCAGUCCACCCGCGAUGGCAGCGAGCUGGACGGGGACAACAACUCCCUUCACCCAGACCACCGGGGCUCUAGUGUCCCACCUACCCCAGACCUAGUGCACAACCGGUCCAGUACGUCGAUGUCGAUGAUGAGCAGCUCGACAUUUCCGGAGAGGGGGAGCCAACAGUAUGGGCCCGGCGAAAUCCCGACCCGGAUAGUCGAGGAUGACGACGAGCACGCCCAUGAGACGGAUGGUCUUGAUGACCAAACCGAGACCGGGACCUUGUCCAAGCAGGCCAGUGAGGAUCUCAUCUCCAACAACUCCCGGCUAGUCGCGUAA